AUGUCUUCGAUAACAUGGCUGGAAAUCUUGCUGUUCCAAAAACAUUGACGAGAUUCUCUCUGUCCACAAAGAUUCUAGAUCUCCAAUCAUUUACGGGUCACGACUUGAAAAACCGUAGUAAUAUCUACAACAGCAUCUUCAAUCCCGAAUCUUUCUACACGUCCCUUCUUGAUAGAUCAACUUGCAGGAGACAUCUAAAUCAAAUUCAUUCCCAGAUAAUUGUUACUGGGUUUCAAUAUAACGGGUACAUCGUCACGAAAUUUAUCCACGUGAGUUCUAAUGUAGGGGAGAUCUCGUAUGCACGCCAGUUGUUUGAUGAAUUUCCUGAACCAUAUGUAUUUUUGUGGAACGCUAUUAUUCGGGGCUACUCCAAGCAAAACAUGUUUGAUGAAGCUCUUAUGUUGUACACUCGAAUGCAAAACGUGGGUGUCCGGCCAGAUUGCUUCACACUGCCUCAUGUGCUUAAGGCAUGUGGAGGAGCAGCUGCCUUCGAAGUUGGUCAGGCGGUACAUGGGCAGAUCUUCAGGGGUGGGUUCGAACGGGAUGUGUUUGUGCAGAAUGGGGUUGUGGCUGUGUAUGCUAAGUGUGGUAGAAUUGAUCAUGCUAGAAAUGUGUUUGAGGGGUUGGGUGGUAGGACGAUUGUGUCAUGGACUAGUAUCAUUUCAGCAUAUGCUCAGAAUGGACAGCCAAUUGAAGCUUUAAGGAUUUUUAAAAAGAUGAGGAAUUAUGGUUUGCAACCAGAUUGGAUUACUUUGGUCAGUGUUAUCAGUGCCUAUGCUGACAUAGAGGACUUGGGACAAGGGAAAUCUUUACACUCUUGUGUGAUCAAGAUGGGACUUGAGUUUGAGCUGGACUUGCGGAUUGCUCUGACUACGUUGUAUGCAAAAUGUGGGAAUGUGAUGAUUGCCAAAUCUUUAUUUGAUGAAAUGGAGAUAUCCAAUGUGAUUAUGUGGAACGCGAUGAUUUCUGGUUUUGCAAAAAAUGGUUGCUGCAAUGAAGCUAUAACACUUUUCCAAAGAAUGUUGUCAAAAAAUUUAAGACCAGAUACUGUAACAGUUUGCUCUGCAAUCCUGGCUUGUGCGCAACUGGGAUCACUCGAAGAAGCAAGAAAGAUGGGUGAAUACAUCGACAACAGCGAGUAUAGAAUUGAUGUGUUUGUCAACACAGCGCUUAUUGACAUGUAUGCAAAAUGUGGAAGCAUAGACUUAGCCCGGAAAGUUUUUGAUCAAACAAAAACCAAAGACAUAGUUGUUUGGAGUGCCAUGAUUGUUGGCUACGGCUUACAUGGCAGGGCACAUGAAGCGAUCAACCUUUUCUAUUUGAUGAAGCAAGCUGGGGUGCGCCCAAAUGAUGUCACAUUCAUUGGGCUUCUUACAGCAUGCAAUCAUGCUGGACUUGUAGAAGAAGGUUGGAGAAUAUUUGACAGUAUAAGAGACUAUGGUAUUGAACCACGCUAUCAACACUACGCUUGUGUCGUCGAUCUUCUUGGUCGUGCAGGGUGUUUGGAACGGGCUUAUGAUUUUAUAACAAAGAUGCCAAUCAAACCUGGUGUGUCGAUAUGGGGAGCACUUCUGAGUGCAAGUCGGAUUUAUCGCCAUGUGGAACUAGGAGAAUAUUCUGCACAACAGCUUUUCUCGUUAGACCCUUGCAAUACAGGGCAUUAUGUACAGCUGUCCAAUCUCUAUGCUUCAGUCUUUAUGUGGAGUGGUGUAGCAAGGGUUAGAGUGUUGAUGAAGGAGAGAGGAUUGACCAAGGACAUGGGGUGUAGUAUGAUAGAGAUUGAAGGGAAGCUUCACGUCUUUCGUAUGGGAGACAUCUCACAUCCAAGAUCGAAUGAAAUAUAUAAGGAGCAUAAGAGGUUGGACAGGAGGUUGAAAGAGGCUGGAUUUGUUGCAGAUACAGAUUCUGCUUUACAUGACUUGAGUUAUGAAGACAAGGAGGAGAGUCUCUGCAAUCAUAGUGAAAGGCUUGCAAUUGCUUAUGGGCUUAUCAGUACUCCUUAUGGAACUACACUUAGGAUAACCAAGAAUUUACGUGCAUGUGUAAACUGUCAUGCUGCAAUAAAACUGAUAUCUAGACUUGAAAACCGGGAGAUAGUUGUUAGGGAUUCCAAUCGGUUUCAUCAUUACAAGGGUGGGGAGUGUUCUUGUGGAGAUUAUUGGUGAGAGAAGCUUGGUUUAUCUAGCUGGUUCAGAGUCUAUUUUAUAUGAUUUUUUGAUCAGUUUCCCUGCACUGUUAAGAUUUCGAAAUGUACAAGUUGGAUCUAUCAGGCUGACUUGAUGAUUAGAGUCUGGGAGACACCCCUUGUUAUGUUGGUGCUGAGAGUUUGGCGAUAACAAAGCUAAAACAUAAAGAAACCCAAGUAGCAAGACCAAGGAUGAUGAUUUUCUUCUGGCAUUCUUGAAGUCUCAGGUGUGAACAGUAUUGCCUCCACGCAGGUUUCUCCAGGGAUGGAGAGUAACUCAUAUGAUUUAGACGGUUGCAGCUCAUCACCUGGGAAGCCAUGUCCAAAAGGUAUGACUUCAGAUACCUGCACAUUAUAACCCACCAACAUAUACUAUUUUCUUAGCUUAUCAAAGUCGUAUGUGAGUGUCUGCUAAAGAGGUUUUAU
Molecule: messenger RNA, 2611 nt
Organism: Cynara cardunculus var. scolymus (artichoke)
Lineage: Eukaryota; Viridiplantae; Streptophyta; Magnoliopsida; Asterales; Asteraceae
Product: pentatricopeptide repeat-containing protein At3g12770
Exons: 4
Coding region: 15-2165 (716 amino acids)
Biological process (GO): RNA modification
Molecular function (GO): protein binding; RNA binding; zinc ion binding
Source: RefSeq, a predicted model, not a curated record